Molecule: messenger RNA, 1792 nt
Organism: Myxocyprinus asiaticus (Chinese sucker)
Lineage: Eukaryota; Metazoa; Chordata; Actinopteri; Cypriniformes; Catostomidae
Product: urinary protein 1-like
Exons: 4
Coding region: 6-371 (121 amino acids)
Source: RefSeq, a predicted model, not a curated record
CAAAGAUGGAUCUGCAAAUCCCGAUUGUGCUUCUUUCAAUUUUACUCACUGGAGGACUCUCUCUCAAAUGUUAUAAGUGUGAUCCUGAUCCAGAGACGGGUUUAUGUGACAGAACAACAGAAACAUGUCCCAGUGGAAUUACCCAGUGUCAGAGUGCAACAGGGGAAAUAUCCACUGGUAACUCCAAGUUGACUCAAACAUAUAAAGGAUGUGCAGACAAAUGUGUUCCUGGAACCGUUCAAAACACAAAUGGAGCACCAGUUUCUACCAAGUGCUGUGCCACUGAUCUUUGCAAUGGCUCAGAUGGAAUCUAUAAGGGAAGUUUCCUGCUUCUCUUGUUGCCUCUGUUCUUCUACAUCCUCUUUUAUUGAGUUCAACAGCACUUCACAUUCUACAGCUGCAGCGAAGAGGAUUUGACAUGUUACAGGUUAACACCGCCACAUCAUAAUGUCACAUUUAUUUAAUGAAUUACUAUGCCGUACUGAAUAGCUUGUAUCUUUGCUAUUUCUGUAUGUUAGGAACUUAAUUAUGUGUUAUGUAUUUUGAUCAUGGAAACUGAAUGCAUCAUUAUUAUGACCAGUGAAAAAGUAUGGUAAAAGAAAAACAAUCUUCACAGAUACUGAUCUAUUUUUACAUUUACUAAGAUUUACAAAAUCUGUAUUUCCUGAAAAAGAUUCAGUUUUACUGUAUACACUUUACUGUGGGGUUUCAUAAAGACAGUACUAAACUGCUGAAAUUAAAGAUUUACAUGCACACAUAUAAUUGUAAACGUCAUUUUCUGUAACUACUAUUACAGUGACUUCUGGAAAUCUGUAUCUUACAAUGACACUGUGUGAGAGAAUAUUUCUGUGUGAAAUGUGUCUUUCAUUUGGAAAACUUAUCCACAAAUCAUGAAAAUGUGCUUUAACCAUUCAAAGAUCUGAAAUCCUUAGAAACAACAGGACCACAAGUGUUUACAUUUACAUUUAAGACAAUAACGAGACAUUUAUUUAAGAGACACUUACAAGAACUAGUCCGGUUUUUUAUGUGAAAUCAUUUGUGCUUCUUAGCAACACACACACACACACACAGCACACUAAUGUCAAGGUUGUCUACUUAUUUCUGCUGUGCCGAUGUUUCAUUUCUGUGAUGUCUGAGCGCUCCUUUUUAAUUUUUGUGUAAUUUGUAACAAUAAGAGAAAAUAAUGCAUUAUACAGUUUGAAACAGUUUAAAUAGUUUUUGUUUUACAAUUUGCGCUAUGGUACUAUAAUCGCAAGUAUGUGGUAAAACCUCACAACUCUUAGUACAAACUCCAAACUCAUCACAAUUGUAACGCAGCCAGUCUUUCAUUCAAAACUUGCCAUUGUGCAUUCAUUUGGAUUGUAAACAUCUCACACAACCAUUGAUUCAAAAUAUACAUUUCUUGUGAAAUGUCAUGAGAACAUAUGGUUUAAUCACCAAAACACAACAUAAUGAUAUCUUUUCAGUUUAGUCGUUUUAACUACCAGUGAAUCCAAUAACAAACAAUGCAAGGUACAUGUUUCAAAUCACCCUUAGAAGUGCUGAAAAUAAUAUGCUACAGUACUGUAAAAGACAGAUUACACAGUUUUCACAUUAGGCAAUACACUUACCUUACCCAGCAUUUACAGAAUCUAUAAUUUCCAUAAUAUCUAUCCAAUGUGUAAUCAAGUUGUGAUCAAUUAAGACAUCCUCUACAAUAAUUUGGGCAAAUUGUGUUUUUCAGAUAUAACUGUAACAUAGGUAUACUCUCUAUAAUCAAAUGUACACAGUUAAAUAAAACAAAUUAACUAAA